AUGUCGCCCACCCAAGUCAUGUCAAGGCCCUGCCGCUCGCCGUUCCAGAUGGACGGAACACCAGAGACAUACUUUAUGAGAUACCCCGGAGCAGCCGUGCUCCCCUCUCCACCAACUGAACCCCUGCGAACCAAAGCGGAACUUCUCGAGCUCUGCGACUCGGUGCGGACGUCCCUUCGUCAUGAGAAGAGCCUCGGACCGCACGCAGACAGGAUCCAAGGACUCCUGGAGAGAGCCUUGAAGGAGGAGCUUCGACACACUCCCUCCCUAGACUUCGAGACACUUCAACACGCUCGCCUGGACAAGCUAGUUGCCGACGUUCUUGAUCCCGCUCACCGCCCAUCCCCGCUGCCCCUCCGCUUCCGUGCCGACAUGGCUGUAGCCGAGAGCCUUCAAAAGAUGUGGAGGGCCCGAUUCCGCGAGCAGUACUUCGCCCUCGACCAGGUGCGCCAGCGCAGCAUGUCUGCCGGCGGUGAGAUGCGCGACAUCCACUUCACCACUGCCGGCAAGGAUCCCCUCGAGUCUUGGACCGUCCGCAACAGCUGCUGUGAUCCCAUUUCGGAGCUUGAAGGAAACCAGCAGUUCGAGCCUGGCCACUGGUGGCUGAACCUGGCCUGCGCCCACCGUGACGGCAUUCUCGGCACUGCUGUCGAGAAGCCCACCAAGGGAAAAUACGGAGUCACUGCCCUCCCCCUCUUGACCGGCCGCGAGGAGCACGUCUGUGGCAACCUCUACCGAUAUGUCCGUGAGGGCCGUCUCUCUGACAUGCACGUCUCUCUCCUUACCCAAGUCGGCACUCAAAUCCGCAUCCUCAGGGGCUACCGCCUCAAAAGCACGCUGGCUCCCCAGGCUGGUGUGCGCUAUGAUGGACUUUACACCAUCCGCCAAUACGGCAACAAGCUGGACGCCACCACGGACAAGUACCGCCUCGAGCUCCUGCUGGAGCACGUCGAAGGCCAGAAGAGCCUCGAGCAGGUGCAGCAGGUGCCCUGGCCGUCCCAGAUGGACGACUGGCAUGCAUUUAAGAAGGUCGAGGCCGAGAUGGUUCGUCAGCGCAAGGGCGAUGACGGCUUGCUCGACUUCAAGAUGCGCAAGGAGGAGGAGCGCAUCGACCGCGAGCACUGGAGGCGCGCGAGCGAUUUCCGGGCCUCGUUAGGCCAGGAGGGCUGCGGACUGGGGCUGAUCGUGUCUGCCUGA
This is a messenger RNA of Colletotrichum spaethianum, 1197 nucleotides long. RefSeq lists its product as uncharacterized. Lineage: Eukaryota; Fungi; Ascomycota; Sordariomycetes; Glomerellales; Glomerellaceae. The transcript has 4 exons. The coding region runs from base 1 to 1197 and encodes 398 amino acids. The record is from RefSeq and is a predicted model, not a curated record.